AGCAGAAGUUGCACAAUUUUCCAAGCAAAUCUCGCUAUUAAACUCCGUCAUCAUAACAAACGCCUCCACUUUCUGCCGCGAAUUCAACAGACCCAAACCCUAACGAAGCUCACACACACGCAUAUAUGUGUGUAUAUAUAUAAUAAACCGUUUCUAUUUUCUCUCUCUUCGCAGUGCAGAUUGAUAAUGAAGAAGCAGACGAAGAGCUUUCUCUCUCCUACCUCUAUGACUCCGAAACCCUAAUUAUAACUAGAGAGGAAAAAGUUGUAUGGAACUCUUUACUUAGAGCUUUGUUAGUUUUUGGACGAUUCUUUUCUUGGAAACUUGAGCCUAUUUAUUGUAUACAAGUGGGCAUGGGGUCAGCUUGUUGUGUUGCUGCAAGGGAUAGAGCGCUGCCCAGCAGAAGCGGUGGUGAAACAUUGAAUAGGAAUGUUGUUUAUUCACCUUCAUGGAGUUCCCACUGGGAUAAUAGAAGUCGCGUGGCAGGGGAAAUUGAGAAUCAUUCAUAUAGGUUUUCUCAUGAAAUCAGUGGGGAUGGUAGCAUGGAGAUGAAAGGUGAAUUAAGUUCCGAUAGGGGUAAUUUUUCUGUUGGGGGAAGCCCAUUAGAAAGUUUCAGAACUCCCUUGUCUCAGAAGUCCCCAGUUCAUGAAACGCAGGUUGCAAAUCUAAUAACUCCUUGUUCAGAUUUACCAGUGGCAGGAAAUGAUAGUAUCGAGGUACAGUGCUCCACCGACUCACCAGAAAUUGAAAAUACAUCUGCACCUGAGAUCUCAUAUUCUGUACCGUCAAGCUCGUCUUUCUUACCGCCAACUGCAGAUCCUUUGUACUCCCAAACUCGCUCUCUUCCUGCCAACUCCACCCGAUCAAGACGAGCCCGCCGUUCACCAGGGCACCAGCUUUUAAGGCAAGUUUCAGAUAGUCAAAUCCUGGGGUUGAAAUCGCCAGUUUCUGAAGGAAGACCAUCUUUUGUACUUUCCACUUGCAGUAAUGAUUUAGCAACUGGAUCCCAUUGUGGGUCUUCUGACGGCUGGUCCAUGCGCACGUUUUCUGAGCUUGUGGCCUCUUCUCAAAGGGAAAGGUGGUCCUUCGACAGUGAGUGUGUGGGCUUUGGCAGUGGCAAGUUAGGUGAAUCUAGCAGCAGGUUUUCAUAUUCUCCCUCCAUUGACACGCAAACUUGUGGAGCCUGCUCGAAGGCAUUGGUGGAGAGAUCUCCAUGGAGCAGCCAGAAAAUUAUUGCCGGUAAUGAGCUCUCAGUCGUUUCUGUGCUGGUUUGUGGGCAUGUCUACCAUGCAGAAUGUCUGGAGGCUAUGACACCCCAAGCGGACCAGUAUGACCCAUCGUGCCCAACUUGUACAAUUGGAAAGAAGCAAAUGUCAAAAAUGUCCAAAAAGGUUCUAAGGGCGGAAGCAGAGCUGAAACCAAGAAACAAUAAGAUAUCAAGGAACCGAGUCAUGGAUAGUUAUCUGGAUGCUGGAUUUGAUGUUCUUGAUCGUCGGAAAAAUAUAGAGCGAGAAGGAAAAGUUCCCAAGAUGGAACCCAGUUCGAGUGGAAGGAGCUCCUUCGCAAAGCCAUUCUUGAGGCGACACUUUUCUCUUGGAUCCAGGUGGAACAAUAGAUCCCUGUCAGAGAACGACCCUUCUAGGAAGAAGUGGUUUUGGGCAAGGUCUCACAAGGAUUGAGCUCUCCAUUUAAUAGGAGUCAUUUCUCUCUGUCUGUCUGUCUCAUGACAAGUGUUCAUGAAUUCUUAAGAAUGUAUUACAGCUUUGCUAAUAAUUCAGUAUUAUUCCUCAUUCCAGAAA
Molecule: messenger RNA, 1799 nt
Organism: Cornus florida
Lineage: Eukaryota; Viridiplantae; Streptophyta; Magnoliopsida; Cornales; Cornaceae
Exons: 4
Coding region: 354-1679 (441 amino acids)
Source: RefSeq, a predicted model, not a curated record